This is a messenger RNA of Trichoderma aggressivum f. europaeum, 996 nucleotides long. RefSeq lists its product as uncharacterized. Lineage: Eukaryota; Fungi; Ascomycota; Sordariomycetes; Hypocreales; Hypocreaceae. The transcript has a single exon. The record is from RefSeq and is a predicted model, not a curated record. Bases 1 to 996 code for a protein of 331 amino acids.
AUGGUUUCCUAUAAAGAAAUACAAGCCUCCAACUCGCUCAUCAACGACGCGACGGCGCCCCGUGUCUCUGUUUUCGUCGGUGGCACAUCGGGCAUCGGAAAGUUUACCAUCAAAGCCCUCGUGUCCACGGGUGCGAGCGUGAGAAUCUACCUCGUCGGGCGGAAGAGUUCUGAAGAGCCCGCGCGGGCUUUCAUCCAGGAAUUAAACGCCAUCAACCCCAAGGCGGAAAUCGUUUGGACCGAGGGCGAGGUCUCGCUCCUCGCCGACGUCAAGAGAAUAUGCGAGCUCAUCAGAAAGACGGAAUCACGCGUCGAUUUGCUGUUCCUUACCGCGGGCUAUGCGCCAUUCGGUACGCGCAAGGAGACUAGCGAGGGAGUGGAAGUCGCGCAGAGCUUGGAGUACUAUUCGCGGGUGCUGUUCAUUCAUCAUCUUCUCCCCGUCUUGGGUGCAUCUGAGGCUCCUAGGGUCAUCAGCGUCCUGGGAGGUGGGCUGGAGAAGUCAAGCGUCAAUGUGGACGACCUGGACUUGAAGAACCCCGGAAAUUUCAGCGGCAUCAAGGCACAGAUACAAUACGUAACCAUGAACACGGCCUAUCUGGAGAAGCUGGCUAUCCAAAAUCCUAACGUGACCUUCAUUCACUCCUGGCCGGGAUGGGUCAGCACGGGAAACAUGAGGAGGGGCUGGGAUGAAGGCUCGAUUGUAGCUCGCAUCUUUUGGUUCGUCCUCGAGCCAAUCGUCUAUCUAUUCGGGUAUAGCGACGAGGAGUCUGGGCAGAGAAACCUGUUCCAAUGUACCAGUGCUGCCUUUGGCGGUCGUGGUAUACCAUGGGCAGGGAACAAGGGAGUCAACUCGCUCGAAAAAUCACAAGAUGGAUUAUUCCUUGUCAGUUAUAAUUGCGACUGCACUCCGAAUGCUAAAGCUCUGCCUCAACUUCGGGAAUCGUCACAGGAAAAGAUUUGGGACCACACGCAAAAACUUCUUCAACCAUAUCUAUAA